CCCAAGGGGUAAAAAGGUAGGGGUGGGUAGCAAUCUUUGUUCAGUUCCUAAGCUUCUCUCACUUCAUCACUCUCUGCCUCUUGAAUCUUCACAAGUCAGAACCAACAACAAUGGCUGCCACGAUUUUCAUUCCCCAUUUUACCCCUCUCACCCUUCUCUAUUUUCUUCUCUUGUCCACUUCCUACAUACCCAUUUUAGCCAUUAACAUUACCCAUCUUCUAUCUUCAUACCCUGAGCUUUCCGAAUUCACUAAUCUCCUUUCCACCACCACCGUCGCCGCCGAUCUGGCGGAGCGAUCCUCCGUCACCCUUUUCGCGGUCCCCAAUACCUUCAUCCGCAACUCCGAUGUGAUGAACAACCAUUCUCCGUCGUCAUCCUCCAUUAGUCUCGGCGAUGUCCUUCGUUACCAUGUUCUGCUCGAGUACUACUCUUGGCCUGAUCUCCUCCUUAUACCACCCGCCGGUAAACUUGUCACUACUCUGUAUCAGACCACCGGACGAGCUCCUAGCAAUUCCGGGUCUGUUAACAUUACCCAUGACCCGAUUUCAAAUGCCAUCACUAUCCAUUCACCGAAUUCCAACGCUACUGUUAUCAAUUCUGUGAAGACAGUGCCGUAUAACAUUUCGAUUUUCACCGUUGAUUCAGUUUUAGUUCCUAAUGGGUUUAAUUUAAUGGCAUCUGAAACUCGACCCACUUUAGGUCUCAACAUAACCCAGACACUAAUCGAUGGGCACGACUUUAAUAUUGCCGCUUCAAUGCUGAUGGCUUCAAGAGUGGAAGAUGAGUUUGAGGAUGACGAAAGGGGUGCUGGAAUAACUUUAUUUAUGCCGACAGACCAGGCAUUUUCGGAUCUGAACUCAUCGAAGAUAUUUCAAUCUUUACCGGCGGAGAAAAAGACCGAUGUGCUUAGGUUCCACGUUUUGCACUCGUACUACCCUCUGGGUUCACUGCAAUCGAUAGUGAACCCAGUUCAACCAACAUUGGCGACGGAGCAAAAUGGGGCUGGAAGUUUCACCCUCAACAUUUCUAGAGGAAAUGGGGAUGUAUCGAUCGAUACCGGGAUCGUUCAGGCGUCGGUGACUCGAACGGUGUUUGAUCAGAAUCCAGUGGUGAUAUUUGGGGUAUCGAAGGUUUUAUUGCCUAAAGAAUAUUUUCAAAAGAAUUCAAUUGAGGUAAUAAAUAAACCAAGUAGUGGAGCACCUGCAUCAGCUGACCCACCGGAGAUUUCUAUCUCACCGGUGAAUUCGCCGGAUAUUGACGGUUCAACCAACCACUUAUCUUCACCGCCGAGGUUCGGAGAAAAAGAGUCGUCGGCGGCGAACACUAAAAGUACAAUAGGAAUAUUUUUGGGUUUAUGCUGCAUAGGGUUCUACGUAGCUACUGGGUAUUAA
Molecule: messenger RNA, 1391 nt
Organism: Solanum verrucosum
Lineage: Eukaryota; Viridiplantae; Streptophyta; Magnoliopsida; Solanales; Solanaceae
Product: fasciclin-like arabinogalactan protein 4
Exons: 1
Coding region: 111-1391 (426 amino acids)
Biological process (GO): mucilage biosynthetic process involved in seed coat development; abscisic acid-activated signaling pathway; multidimensional cell growth
Cellular component (GO): plasma membrane
Source: RefSeq, a predicted model, not a curated record